Messenger RNA from Aspergillus steynii IBT 23096, 2177 nucleotides. RefSeq names its product Zn(II)2Cys6 transcription factor. Gene Ontology annotation, cellular component: nucleus. Gene Ontology annotation, molecular function: DNA-binding transcription factor activity, RNA polymerase II-specific; zinc ion binding; sequence-specific DNA binding. The transcript is spliced from 3 exons. The record is from RefSeq and is a predicted model, not a curated record. NCBI's taxonomy places the organism in Eukaryota, Fungi, Ascomycota, Eurotiomycetes, Eurotiales, Aspergillaceae. The coding region runs from base 19 to 2097 and encodes 692 amino acids. Gene Ontology annotation, biological process: positive regulation of transcription by RNA polymerase II; DNA-templated transcription.
GUGGAGGUCGCAUUCGCGAUGCAGCACCAGCCCGCCGGGAUCCGGCGAAAUUUCCACAACAAGAUCGUCGCCUGCCAUCGUUGUCAUGCUAAGAAAAUCAAGUGCUCGGGUGGAAAGCCGUGUCAGAAUUGCCUCCAGGCCGAGAAAGCACCCGAAUGCUCCUAUCCCCUGCGGAAUCGAAUGGUCAAAGUACCGCAACGGUUCAUCGACGGGUUGUAUCAAGAGAUAAAUUCGCUCAACCAGUGCCAAAAUGCUACUCAAGCUGGAGACAAUCACCCGUCUUUAGAUCAUGGCCCACAUCAUGAAGAUUAUGCGUCCCGCGCACCGUUCAUUCAUCCGACGCCGGACCCUGCAGGAUCAGGACGCGUACCUGAAUCAAAUGCGAAUUCGCAACCUAUCUGCGAGGAGGGCGAGUCGCAGGUUAAUGCCACCUUGAAUGAAGCACCAUGGUUCGACAACCGCAAUGUUUUCGACAGUCCGAUUUUCAUCAGUGAAGCCGCCGACGCAGCCUUCGCCACGCGUUUCCGUCAGGUCAUCGCCGAUCCCGACGCCCCCGAACCAACGCAUCUACUGCGUCUAAACUAUGCUAAUACCGAGGCUUUGAUGGCUUUGAGUGAGUCUGGUGCUUCCUGGCCGAGCCAGGCACGCGCUAGGUUUCUCCUUGAAGCGGCGCUGAAAUUUAUCGGCCGUUGUUGCUAUGUUGUUUGCCACGAUGCCGCACGCCAGGGCCUAUCCCAGAUUUACAUAGAUCGCUGCUGGGGAGGGCCAGUCGUCAGUUGCAAGUACUGGGCCCUCUUUUCUCUCGGCGAAUUGUACGCCACCCGAACCCCGGCGACACAAAGCUAUCCCGGGAUGGCGUAUUUCGCCCAAGCGAGCAAGAUGCUGGCCUACCUAGAUGAACGUCCCGGCACGGAUACUAUUGAAACACUACUACUCUUAUCAAUUUAUUCCUUGGCUCUCAACCGACGCUACAGCGCCUACAUUAUGUCUGGAACGGCUAUGCGCUCGGCCAUCGUAAUGGGCCUACAUUUAAAUAUCUCAGACACUCAGCUCCCUGACGUGGGAGCCCGCGAGCAUCGCAAACGCUUGUUUUGGACGACUUACAUGUUCGACCGUCUAUGGGGAGCUAAUCUAGGCCAUCCUGCGGCGAUCCAAGAUGAUGAGAUUGAGGUAGAUCUGCCGUCUACGCGUGCAGUCCACGAGAAUGUAAUUUCACACGAUGAUUUUGACAGUGAGUAUUACACAGCCAGCGUUAAGUUGGUAGGCCAUUUGACCAACGUCAUACGAUCGAUUUAUACCGUUCGCCGCCACAAUCAUGACACUCAGCUCUCUGCUCGAGUGCACCAAGCACUGCACGAACUGCAGGCCUGGAUGGAUCAGUUACCGUCACGCCUGCAAAUAGUCCCUAGAUCCGGUGCUUCCCACGAUUGGAAGCUUGUCUCGCUUCAUCUUUCCUUCUACCAGUCCGUCAUACUCGCCACGCGCCCCAUCCUACUCCACACCCUCCGGGUCCAAGUAGCCGCAGCAGGUAGUCCCGGAUCGUCUGCCCAAGUUCCCAUGAGCGCCUCGGCGCUGUCAGAAGCCUGUAUCCGCUGCGCACGGCAUUCGGUCCAGCUCCUGGCUCAGUCUUGGAUCGACGGCUCCUUCGUUACCUUCGACUGCUUCUUCACGCAGUACCUAUUUUCUUCGUUGACCGUGCUCGCCAUCUCGAGCCUUCUAUAUGGUUCGGAUAGCCAAGACGACCGCGGCUUGUUUGAGGAGGCUACCCGGCUCCUGCUAGAGCUGAAAGAGGCCGGGAACUGUGUAGCUCAGGAGUAUUGUCACCAUGUUGACGUGAUCGAGACCGCAUUGGCGGCCUAUGCAAAGCGCAUCCUGCCCUUGCAGGCUACCAAUGAGCCUGUUCCAGAAGUCCCUCCUGAUAUGGAUACAGAUUCAACUACGUCGCAACUAGCGCCAGACCUGCCUCGUGGAGUAGUCCCGAUGGCAGGCGUGCCCUGGACCGAGUCUUCCUUGCAGCAGCUUCUGUCUCAACCAGCCCUUGACAUGCAGUUUCUGGAAGAUGCAGUGCGCGAUACUUAUUCACAGGGCCUGUACUAAUCGGACCUAGUUCAAAGAUGUUAAAUGAACGUGGCUAUGAUUGCAAGAAUAAACAAUUCUAACGCUGCAGUCCAAGCGAC